This is a messenger RNA of Actinia tenebrosa (Australian red waratah sea anemone), 4065 nucleotides long. RefSeq lists its product as uncharacterized. Gene Ontology annotation, biological process: hormone-mediated signaling pathway; activation of adenylate cyclase activity; adenylate cyclase-activating G protein-coupled receptor signaling pathway. NCBI's taxonomy places the organism in Eukaryota, Metazoa, Cnidaria, Anthozoa, Actiniaria, Actiniidae. Gene Ontology annotation, cellular component: plasma membrane. The record is from RefSeq and is a predicted model, not a curated record. Gene Ontology annotation, molecular function: protein binding; G protein-coupled peptide receptor activity.
UAUGACAAAUGGUUAUCUCUAUCAGGAGGUCUAAGUAGAUAGUAGAUAGCUUAAUGCAACACUCGUUUGGUCGUUUAUUUACUAGACUAUAUAGAAAGGCUUUCUUGAUUUUUGUUCUCAUCAAUAAUCAUGAACAAUUCGUUCAUUGAUAAUCAUCGGCAACGAAUCCCUCGAUCGAAAUACAAGUUACAACAACAACCAUUUGAGUGUUGAAGACCUUUGGAGAAACCCAUUUGAUUGUUGGAAGAAACCCAUUCUACUGUCAAGUUAAAGAAGCCGUUCGAUUUCCUAGCCGAAACCUCUAGCCCGAAGAAAGCCAUUUGGGUGGCGGCGGAAAGAAAAUUAUUUAUCUAUUAAAGAAAGCGUUUGGGUGGUGAUUCAAAGAAAUCCAUUUGGAUGUAGAGGAAGGAGAUUUGGUUGCUGAAGAGACAAAAAAAACGUAUAAAAACGUAUUGGUUUUAAUGACAUUUUCAGAAAAAAGAUAUUAAAUUUGCAAUCAAUUAGAGAUUUAAAGUCAGUAACAAGGGCUUCAACUUGGAUUCUAAUCCACUACAUUCAAAGAAAGAAGAACAACGAAGACAAAAUGUACUUGUUUGCGUGUAUCUUUUCAUUUGUCAUGGUUCCUUCUAUGCGUGGUAGCUCAACGACACCAUUACAUAUAACAACGACCACAGCAAUUAACACCACCAACACCUCGACCGCACAGCCUAACUCUACCAUCAGUACCAUAGUCUGUGUGAAGCCAUGUUCUUGCUAUGUGAACAAAAAUAAUUUGAUAACAAUUCGUUGUCAACUUGAUCACCUUCCACGUCGAUGGGCGUUGCCCACAAAAUUCAAGUCUUUGGAUCUUUCUAACAACAAUCUGACAGCAGUUCCUUCUAACUUCUUCAAAAAGCAAAACCUUUCUCAUCUUCUUUCAUUGUCUUUACAAAGAAAUCCCAUCAAACUGAUCGAAGAAGAUGCAUUCAUGGGACUUGAGAGUUUGCAAUGGCUAGAUCUCAGCUUCAUUAGCCUCCAAGAAUGGAAGGGUAAUAUCAGUAGAUCCAUCCCCUCCCUAAGGUAUUUAGAUGUCACAGGCAACUCCCCCUGGCUUCCAAGCGAUAACGUGUUUGCCGUACAUUCCAUUCGUGUAAUUAAGGGGGUAACCUGGAGUUCCAGUUGCUACAACUGUACGCUGACCAACGUCCUGCAUAUGGGCAACACCACUGAAAUCAUGCCACCGGGACCCGGAGGACCCGGGGGAAAUGGUUUUAAUAGCUCUUUCAUUCAACCUACACCCGACUUCAAUCAAGGUAACAUGACAGGAUUACCCGGGCCAGGAGGUCCUGGAAUUACCCCGGGUAACUCACAAUCAAAUGAAAUGGCAAACACAUUCUUGAACAAGAAGGGAUUCUUUCCAUCUUGUAAUGAAGUUCCAAUGGGGCACUUGUGUAUGGCGACUAGUUUUAACUUCCCAAGUGAUAAUCCACUAGUACUCCCCGGUAAACUCUUCUAUGUAGCAUAUGUGCUAGGAGCUUUAGCUAUAAUCCUAAAUUUCUCCAUCAUAUUCAUUUAUCUUUACUCAACGUCUAUGCGUAAGAUUAACUCUAUGCUCUUGAUAUCAAACAUGGCGUUUUGUGACGUGUUAGUCGGUGUAUAUGCCAUUAUAAUCGCUGAAAUGAAUAUAUUUAAUGGGCUGUUAAAUCGAAAGCCUGAAGAGAAACUUUUGACUACAUGGAAAAUUGAUAGACUGUGUAUUGUGGCGGGCGUACUGUUCACCUUGGGACAAGUAGUUGCAGUGAUCACUGCUCUUUUGCUGACAGUUGACAAGUUUCUAUCCAUAGUCUACUGCAUGGAUCCGAAUCGUAAACUCAGUCGUCGAUUGUCGUUUUUAGUGUUAAUACUUUGCUGGGUUGGGGCUUUUAUUUACGCGCUUACCCCUCUGUUUCCUACAUCCUCUAACAUAGUGUACUCCCCCACCUUACUGUGUACUCUGCCUGUGACUGAGGUGAAAGACAGUGUAAUCAGCUUUGGCUUACUUGUUGCUCUUUACCUCGCUAAUAUUCCCUUCUAUGGUAAGAUAUUUUUGUUUGUACGUCGCUCGAGUGUUCGCAUGGGUGUUCGCAGAGAUGCUGUUCUUGCUAAGAAAAUAUCGCUGUUAAUAUUCACUAACAUGAUUUUCUUUGCUAUUCCCAUGAUCAUUAUAGUAGUAUUCAGCUAUGUAUUCAAAACUCACUAUAAAAUUGAAAUACGAGAUAACAGCGCAGCAACUUGGCGCUAUGUCAUUUAUUAUUGGAUGCCAGUUUUCUGUCUCUGUAUCAACUCCUGUUUGAAUCCUUUCUUGUGCGCCUAUCGUCAGCGGCAGUUUCGACGGGAGGUCAAAAAAUGCGCACGCAAUUGUUUCUUAAACAAUUUGUGCAAAGCUUUCACGACAUUUAGGUCUGAUAGCUCAGUGAGAACAUCCCAGCCAACUCGAGUAGAAAUGUAUAAAUUAAGUAACAUGGAGUCGCAAGCACCAUAAUCGUAUACUUCCUUGCGAUUGGGGUAUUUGUAAACCAUUCACAAGACAGGAGUAAGGGGGAUCUCUAAGGUGAUAUUCAAGGAAGGCUAGUGACGAUCCAGUGUUGCGGGUCAUCUUCCGUCAUUUUAUCAAAUCCCACAAUCCAUUAGACCACAAGGUCUUGUUGCGUGUCAUCUCCCACAACCCUUUGGAUCACGAGGUCGUUUCCAGUCUUCCUUUGGACUCCAUUACUCCAUUGUCUUUUACUGAUCCAUGUAAGGUUAUUCUUGACUGGUAUGGACAUGUCCAGUAUAUAUGUCAAGUAUAUGUCCAGUUAUAAUCUCAAGUACUUGGACAUUUUAGAUCCAACAUGUCCAGUAUAUAUUAUAUUUUACCACAAAUUGUUAAUUUCUCGCGCGCUGAUUGGCUAAUUUGCAACAUCGAUAAGAGGACAGACAAAUAAGCUGACAUCAACGAGCGCACGCUCUUUCCGUUGGUGUUUUUGAUCACUAAAAAAACCUCGGAAAAAUGCAUGUUAGUGAAUUUUUUGUGUGGUAAAAAACAAAUCGAGGUUCCUUUUCUAUGGUCUGUACUCUUAUCGAACAUGGAAUGACGUCAGCAUAUGAUCCAAACUCAAGUGGAACCACGAGCGCAGCGAAUGAUAAACUUGAAGUACAUGGAAACUUUAGAUCCAACAUGUACAAUAUAUUUUAUCUCAAGGUCCUCAACCAAAUGAUAUAACAUAGGCCUUUUUUGAGACAUGUUAUAAUGCCAUGCAUUAUGGUAUAUCUUGGGUAUCAUUGUUUUAUUUAUCAUAGCUUGUGUUAAGUUUUAAAUCGUCUUGUUUGACUAAUACCCGCUCGUCAAACAAGUUCUAAUUGUGCAUGAGUAAUAGUCAAAAGAAAACAAUAGAAAACGUAGAAGCUCUUUCUACUUUCUGCGUGCGUGUUGCACGACAAGUUCCACUAUUUUGUUAGUCGUAAUACCGUAUCUUUAGGAUACUUAGUAUGGUGAUUGGGCCUUUUAUAUUGGUUAAACUCAAACAUGAACCAUUCAAUGAAGCGAGGUUCGUACCCUGCAUCAGUAGUCUUGGAAUGCAUCGAGUACUGAUGAAUAAUGAACAAAUUAUGAACCCAUGUAAAGAAAGGUGUAAUAUAAUAGCCGGUGUUAGAAUAAGAGGGUUGCCAUUAGGUUGGCUAGUCAAUCAAAGAUCACGUCACAGUGCGUCUACCUAUCUCUUUAAUAAACAGCUUAGCUUUAUUAUUAUUGUCCUAACAAGUGUAAUACCUUAUUGUCCAGUAUGAUAUUUUAAACUGUUUUAUAGCUGUAAGGAUAAUAUUAAAUAUAUUUAGAUAUUACAGUUCUGUAAAAAUACUUGUAUGGUGUAAAUAUCAUUUACGGGCUCAAUCACACUUGGACGCAACGUCUUUCCCGUCAUUCUCUUGAUCAUUAUUUCUCUGUCCACCAUUAGCGUUUCAGAGCUUCGUUUCGCAUAACAAAUGUUAUACUUGAGGGAAAACAUUACGUCCAAGUGGAGUUACUAUCAUUAUACGUCACUUCCUGUAAUAUCCGUGUUUUGACUUGGG